GGGAAGAAAAUAUACAUACUAACCCUAAAAAGUGGUUAUAAAUUAAUUAAUAAUAAAUAAUUUACUUUGUAUUUUGAUAAAAACGUCGAUUUUUCAUUGUGUUAAGAUGUUUAAUACUGGUUAAAAUAGAUAUUUGUUACCAAAACAACAUUAACAUGGCAUUGUCAUUGGUAUUAAGAUCUCAAAAAAUAAUAGGUUUAAGUAGAGUUGUACCACCACUAAUAUAUCCAAGCUGUAACAAAUUCUACCAAGUCAGAGAAGUACACAGAAAAUCAGUUUAUAAAACCGAAGAAGCCAAAAAAGUUAGAUUCUAUAUUUUAAAUAGAUUUGUGGAUUUUUUAAAGAACUAUGACCAAAUUCUUGAAAAAAAUUUUCCUACCACCAUGAAAACUUACAAAGUUUUCAUGGAGGGUAUAAAAGAUUUUAUUACAGAGAUGAGAGAGUAUUUUAAGAUAGUACGAAUGCUAAAUAGCUCAGCUGGUUCAUAUACAAAGCUUCUAAGAAGAGAAAUUGAGUUAUACUACCAGAUGCCAAAGGAUAUGUUUAAAGUGGCACCUACUUUAAUUUUCUCUACUUUACCAUUCGCUUUUUAUGUGUUAUUGCCUUUGAUUUAUGCUUUUCCCAAACAACUUCUGACACCCCACUUCUGGACACUCGAACAAAGAGCUAAAUUUAAAACUGAAUAUUUGCACGACAGACUUGUACAUAAUAAACCUGUUUUUAGACAUUUGCAGCUACAAUUGAAUUUUAUCAAGCACAACAAAGAUAGUUGUAUUUACGAGACUUGGUCAAAAGUACUUGGACAGCUGGGAAGUGGAGUGCAACCAACUGUUGAGGAUAUACUUUCUUGUAAAGAUUUAUUUAUGGACGAGCCUUAUCACUUGCUGUAUUUGAGUAGAAACCAUAUAUUACACUUGGUGAAGAUACAUAAUAUACAUCCUGGUUGGUUUCGUAGGACAAGAUUGGCUGACAGGGCACUUAUUUUAAUAGAAAUGGAUAAAGCAAUAAUGCGCGAAGGCGGUGUACAUAACUUACCAUCAGAAGCUUUAAAAACUGCUUGUUACAUUCGAGGAUUAAAUCCAACCAAUGUGGAUGAAAAAUAUUUAGUCAAAUGGUUGUCACAAUGGAUCAAAAUUUCCAAUGAAAUCAAUAAAGAAAAUUUAUCGUUGCUUUUACAUUGUCCAAUAUUAUUAGGUUAUAACGAACCUUCAAAUUGGAGCCUUAUUUACCCCAAAAAGUAGUUCCUUAGCUUUAAGCAAAAUAAAUGUACAUAUCUCUAAAAGACCAAAAAUCUUUAUGAUUAAGCUAACUUACUUAACCAAAUUUUAGUGCAAUUCCUCAUAAUUCGAAGCCACUAAUCAUAAAUAUUUUUGACCACAAUGUAUUGUCUUGUUAUAGUAUAAAUAAAGAUUUUUGUUAUUAA
This is a messenger RNA of Sitophilus oryzae (rice weevil), 1423 nucleotides long. RefSeq names its product LETM1 domain-containing protein 1. Gene Ontology annotation, biological process: intracellular monoatomic cation homeostasis. Gene Ontology annotation, molecular function: ribosome binding. Gene Ontology annotation, cellular component: mitochondrial inner membrane. Lineage: Eukaryota; Metazoa; Arthropoda; Insecta; Coleoptera; Curculionidae. The record is from RefSeq and is a predicted model, not a curated record. The coding region runs from base 156 to 1241 and encodes 361 amino acids. The transcript has 6 exons.